Molecule: messenger RNA, 5417 nt
Organism: Solea senegalensis (Senegalese sole)
Lineage: Eukaryota; Metazoa; Chordata; Actinopteri; Pleuronectiformes; Soleidae
Gene: jag1b
Product: jagged canonical Notch ligand 1b
Exons: 26
Coding region: 334-3978 (1214 amino acids)
Biological process (GO): establishment or maintenance of epithelial cell apical/basal polarity; multicellular organism development; heterophilic cell-cell adhesion
Cellular component (GO): plasma membrane; protein-containing complex
Molecular function (GO): Notch binding; calcium ion binding
Source: RefSeq, a predicted model, not a curated record
UGGAGGCACAUGGCUCCACGCACGGACACUCCCCUCCAUGUUGAACUUGUGUAGCUAGCUCCAGCUCAGACCAGCAGUCAGUCAGUCAACAGUGGGUCCGGCUGCCGCAUGGCUACUGUGUAAACUUUCCUCACCAACAAGUGGAAACUGGGGCAAAGAGGACGCGCGGAGAAGCCGAGGGACAACACUGGGAAGAGUCUUCCUAUGUGUCGUGAACCUGUGCUUCGCUGACCAAAAGUGUUGUUCCCCCACUCGUGCAUGUUCAAACCAGAGGAGAGCUCUGGUGCCGUGUGUCGGCCAGACAACUAGUACAAACGAGUGGCAACAGCAGGCAUGAUUUUGAGACGGGGCUCGGUGGUUGCUGCCUUUUUACUCUGCUUUCUUGUCAAGGUGUCAGAGGGAUCUGGACAAUUCGAGUUGCAACUCUUAUCUAUGCACAAUGUGAACGGAGAGCUGCUGAACGGCAUGUGUUGCGACGGCACACGGAACACGGCGGAUAGAAAGUGCACGCGGGACGAGUGCGAUACGUUUUUUAAAGUUUGCCUGAAGGAAUAUCAGUCGAGAGUUUCCGCUGCAGGGCCCUGCAGCUUCGGAGUGGGAUCUACGCCUGUCCUCGGAGGGAAUACAUUUUCUUUCAAGAGCUCUGUGAGGAAUGACAAAUCCAGGAUAGUUUUGCCCUUCAGCUUUGCCUGGCCGAGGUCCUAUACGUUGAUAGUGGAAGCCUUGGACUUAAACAAUGAAACUAGUGGUGCAGAUGGAAAAUUAAUAGAGAAAGCCUCACAUUCUGGUAUGAUCAACCCCAGCCCACAUUGGCAGAAGUUGACUCACAAUGGCCCUGUGGCCCAGUUUGAGUACCAGAUCCGGGUCACUUGUGACGAGCACUACUAUGGAUUCGGCUGCAACAAGUUUUGUCGGCCACGAGAUGAGUUCUUUGGACAUUACACAUGUGACUACAAUGGAAAUAAAACCUGUCUGGAAGGCUGGUCUGGACCUGACUGCAACACAGCUAUAUGUCGACAAGGCUGCAGCACUGAACAUGGAUCAUGUAAGGAACCAGGUGGAUGCAAGUGCCUUUAUGGCUGGCAGGGCCAGUAUUGUGACAAAUGCAUCCCUCACCCAGGAUGUGUGCAUGGCACUUGUGUGGAGCCCUGGCAGUGCCUAUGCGACACCAACUGGGGCGGUCAUCUUUGUGAUAAAGAUCUGAACUACUGUGGCACUCACCAGCCAUGCUUGAACGGUGGAACGUGUAUCAACACAGGGCCUGACAAGUACCAGUGUACGUGCGCUGAAGGUUACUCUGGUGCCAACUGUCAGAGAGCGGAACAUGCCUGUCUGUCCAAUCCAUGCUCUAAUGGAGGGAGCUGUUCGGAAACCAGUCAAGGCUAUGAAUGUCAGUGUGCGCUCGGCUGGAGCGGCUCCUCCUGCACUAUUAAUGUUGACGACUGCUCUCCAAACCCCUGUAACCAUGGAGGUACCUGCCAGGACCUGGUCAAUGGUUACAAAUGCCACUGUCCCUCACAGUGGACAGGAAAGACUUGUUUGAUAGAUGCCAAUGAAUGUGAUAGCAAGCCCUGUGUCAAUGCCAACUCGUGUCGCAACCUGAUUGGUGGAUACUUCUGUGAAUGUCUCCCUGGCUGGAUGGGGCAGAACUGCGACAUCAAUAUAAACGACUGCAAGGACCAGUGCCAGAAUGGGGGAACUUGUAAGGACUUGGUAAACGGGUAUCGCUGUGUGUGCCCCCCUGGCUUUGCUGGCGAGCACUGCGAGAGAGACAUCGAUGAGUGCGCUAGCUCACCAUGUCUGAACGGCGGCCGUUGUCAGGACGAAGUGAAUGGAUUCCAGUGCCUAUGUCUGGCUGGCUUCUCAGGAAAUCUCUGCCAGCUGGAUAUCGAUUACUGCUUGCCCAACCCAUGUCAGAACGGAGCGGCCUGCUUCAACCUGGCCACAGACUACUACUGUGCUUGCUCAGAGGACUACGAGGGCAAAAAUUGUUCUCACCUUAAAGACCACUGUCGCACCACCACAUGUAAAGUGAUCGACAGCUGCACAGUCGCAGUGGCAUCCAACAGCACACCCGGAGGAGAGCGUUACAUUUCGUCAAAUGUGUGCGGACCUCAUGGCCGUUGCCGGAGCCAGGCCGGAGGACAGUUUAGCUGUGAAUGCCAGGAGGGCUUCAGAGGCACCUACUGUCACGAGAACAUUAACGACUGUGAGAGUAACCCAUGCCACAAUGGAGGCACUUGCAUUGACAAAGUCAGCGUGUACCAGUGCAUCUGUGGCGACGGCUGGGAGGGCGACCACUGUGAAAUCAAUAUAGAUGACUGCAGCACCAACCCCUGUCAUAAUGGAGGGACAUGUCGAGACCUGGUGACUGACUUUUUUUGCGAGUGUAAGAAUGGCUGGAAGGGAAAGACAUGCCACUCCCGUGAGAGUCAGUGCGACGAAGCCACGUGCAACAACGGUGGCACCUGCCACGAUGAGGGAGAUACGUUCCAGUGCAAGUGCUCGCCAGGGUGGGAGGGUACGACGUGCAACAUAGCCAAGAAUUCAAGUUGUCUUCCAAACCCGUGUGAGAAUGGAGGUACAUGUGUCGUGACUGGGGAGUCAUUCACCUGCGUCUGCAAGGAAGGCUGGGAAGGUCCCACAUGCACCCAGAAUACCAACGACUGCAGUCCCCACCCAUGCUACAACAGUGGAACCUGUGUGGACGGGGAUAACUGGUACCGCUGUGAGUGCGCCCCAGGCUUCGCGGGUCCAGACUGUCGGAUCAAUAUAAAUGAGUGCCAGUCAUCCCCAUGUGCCUUUGGCUCCACUUGUGUGGAUGAGAUCAACGGGUAUCGCUGCUUGUGUUCAGCAGAUAGGACUGGACCCCACUGUCAAGAAAUCACAAGAAAACCUUGCUCUGUUAAUGGACACAUCACCCCAGAUGGAGUCAAAUGGGAUGAAGACUGCAACACCUGCCACUGUUCCAAUGGGAAAGUUUUGUGCACAAAGAUGUGGUGCGGCCCCUUGUCAUGCACACUGGGUGCCAAAGGUCAAGGUAGCUGUCCCUUAGGUCAGAGCUGCAUCCCCAUCAGAGAGGGCCACUGCUUUGUGAAGCCCUGUCACGACAUAGGAGAGUGCUCCAACCCUCCCCCACCUCCCAUCAAAUGCCACCCCAGCUCCAGUUACCCGGACAACAGCUGCGCCAACAUCACCUUCACCUUCAACAAGGAGAUCAUGCCUCGAGGCUUGACUGUGGAGGAAGUGUGCAAGCAGCUGAGGCACUUGUAUGUAGUGAAGAAUUUCUCCUUGGAGCAUUCUGUGUCCAUAACUUGUGACCCCUCAUUCUCAGCCAGCAAUGAGAUCCACGUCUGCAUCUCUACAGGAGACCAUCGCUUGGACCGGAGCCCCAUUAAAGAGAUCACAGACAGGAUAAUCGACUUGGUUAGCAAACACAAUGGGAACAACACCAUAAUCUCUGCCAUUGCAGAAGUGCGCAUGCCAAGCCCCAGCAAAACUGAUUACCUUGUGCCCCUCCUCAGCUCCAUCUUCAUUGUCAUCUGGGUCCUUGUGCUGGUCUUCAUUUUGCUGUGGUGCGUGCGCCGUCGGCGGAAGCAGAGCAACCACAACGGCGCCUCGUCCGCCGUCUCCGAGGACAACACGACCAAUAACGUGCGGGAGCAGCUUAACCAAAUCAAGAACCCGAUAGAGAAGCAUGUGGGCCUCACAGUGGCCAUCAAAGACUAUGAAAACAAGAACUCCCUCAUUGCCAAAAUUAGGACAAACAAUCCUGAGGGGGAUGAGGAUGACAAGGAGAGGCACUUGCAGAAGGGCCGCUUUGCCAAACAGCCAGCAUACACACUGGUGGAGAGGGAUGAGAAAACGCCCAUUUCUAAUCCCAAUUCCACAUGCAAACACCCUAAUUGGACUAAUAAACAGGACAACAGAGACUUGGAGACAGCUAACAGCAUAAACAGGAUGGACUACAUUGUAUAGCAGACAGCUGUGUUGCUGUGCAACCAAGCCUUAUGCCUUCACACCCCAGUGGUGGGUGAAAUGGGGGAGCUCUUUGGCAUGAUUACUUUGUAAACUUUCAUGUCAGUCGUGACCCCACAGUAUUUUCAGAUAUUCCCCGUGUUAAUUUAAGUUUUGACAAGCUGGCUUACACUGGCAGUGACAGUUGCUUUGGUUGGCUGGAAACACAAGGCACUGGUAUACAUUUCAUGGUAGAACUAGUUGCAAAUGUAUCUUCCUAUGCAUUUCAUUUGUCUUUUUUUUAUUAUUAUUAUUAUUAUUAUUAUUAUUAUUUUGUGGACACAUGGAAGGGGCUCCUGGUGUAAUUGUUGUACAAUGACUAAAAACUACCCGACGUGUUCAACACUAGAGCAAAUAAUUUUUUGUUUGUGUUUUAAAUUCUUUCUAGUUCCAUUUGGAGAAAGUGCCUUUUUCAGCUUUAGACUUCAGCAACUGUCAAAUGAAAAAAAAAAAAAAUCAACUUUAUUAUUUAUUUUUAUUUUUUGGGUGGGAUGGGGAGGGAAAGGUUCAGUGUCAGCAGUUGCUGCCAAUAUGAAGAAUUUAUGUCGAUUUAGAACGUGUAGAUAUGUACAUUUUUUUUAUUAAUCAUUGUGUAUAUUUGAUUUAUUAACUUAAUAAUCAAGAGCCUUAAGAUAUCAUUCCUUUUUAUUUAUGUCUAGUUCGAAGGUUUUGAUAGCUAUGGAAGCCUACCAUUUCUUUCAGUGACUUAAUGUUUUUUUUCCCAACAAAUUCUAUUAAAGCCGAAUUUCAAAGACGACAAAAGAUAGGCACUUUGGGCCUGAAAGAAAUCCUUUUUGUGUGUUCUUCCACACGUUUGACAUUUCACUAUUUGUAGCCAGGACCUUGAUUGAAGGCAAGUGAGGUUAGGACAACAAACUAUCAGGGCUGCUGCGAAGGAUGGCCAUGGUGGCAGACAUAUUGCUUGCCAUUAAUGGACAAAUAUGUAAGGGAACAAAAGUCCUUCAGCAGCGUCAUUUUAACCCAUUGACAUAUUUCAAAGGCUGUCAAAAUCCACCAACUUGCAAUGCAAGUCACAUCAAUAGACAUGCCAGAAUUCCCAUCUGCUUUAGUCAGCGUAAUAUCAUAAGCUAGACCACGAGUACUUGAAUAGUAAGGGGGGCGAUGGGAACACUGUAGAAUCAGAUAAAAUACACUGCCUUGCUCUGCAAGAGUCUGCUUUGUUUCUGUGCACAUUUGUUUCUUUUUAAAAUUGAGGCUCUGAAAGACAAACAUGUUUUAUCUCAUUUGUUAACCCUUUGAGAUCAUGGCAACAUUUUUGUCCUAUUUUUGACUUUGUGUUAUGAACUUGAGAAUUAUGUGUUGAUCUGGCAAUAUAUUUUUGAAAGUCAUAUUUAUUAAAUAUUUUGUAUGAAAAGAGAAUUAAAGUUGUCUUUUCUGGA